GUCUGUGAAUAGUAAACUUCACGACUUUCAGAUUUUCAUCACGUCCUUUUGAACAUAUUUACUCUUUCGUCCUUCUAUGUUUUCACCAUUUUACUUCCCAAUCCAAAAUCCCACCGCCAUCACUUUUCAAAUUCUUUGGACUCUUUUCUUCGACUCCGACUCUUUUGGUUUGAGUUUCCGACAACAUCCCAUCCAAGAAUUAGUAUUUCGCUGUCUGUGGUCAACAACCGUCUGCAUUUUAUUACUGCCACCAAAAUGUUCGCCACCAACCGCCUGUGCUCUGUUGCUAUUUGGUUUGCAUGCCGUUACCAAAAAUCGAUGCAUUACCACUUGGCUAUACUCCAUAUGGCCUGGGGAUUGGGAGAUGGUUUGCUCUGUUGGUGUUUUCGAUGCCCUCUCCACUGCCAUCAGAUUGUUUUUGGUUGUUAUCGAAGAAAUCAUAAAUUGA
This is a messenger RNA of Lactuca saligna, 448 nucleotides long. The record is from the annotation of a GenBank genome assembly. NCBI's taxonomy places the organism in Eukaryota, Viridiplantae, Streptophyta, Magnoliopsida, Asterales, Asteraceae.